This is a messenger RNA of Wickerhamiella sorbophila, 951 nucleotides long. RefSeq names its product ATPase get3. The record is from RefSeq and is a predicted model, not a curated record. NCBI's taxonomy places the organism in Eukaryota, Fungi, Ascomycota, Dipodascomycetes, Dipodascales, Trichomonascaceae. Gene Ontology annotation, biological process: post-translational protein targeting to endoplasmic reticulum membrane. Bases 1 to 951 code for a protein of 316 amino acids. Gene Ontology annotation, molecular function: ATP binding; ATP hydrolysis activity. Gene Ontology annotation, cellular component: GET complex. The transcript has a single exon.
AUGAGUUUGGCGCCAACUGUUCAAGAAAUCCUAGACCAGAAAAGCCUGCGGUGGAUCUUCGUAGGCGGCAAAGGCGGUGUUGGUAAAACCACAAACUCCUGUUCCGUUGCACUCCAGCUGGCAAAAUGCCGCGAGAACGUCCUGCUGAUUUCCACGGACCCCGCACACAACCUCAGUGACGCCUUUGGCCAGAAGUUUGGCAAGGAUCCCAGUCCCGUGAAUGGCGUGCCCAACCUGUCAGCGAUGGAAAUUGACCCCUCUGGCACCAUUGAGGAGUUUCUGGCCUCUCAGGACAACCAGGAUGGCAUGAUGGACAUGGUCCAGGACCUUGCAUUUGCCAUCCCCGGCAUUGACGAGGCCCUGUCGUUUGCUGAGGUUAUGAAACGAGUCAAGAAGCAGGACUUUUCGGUCGUGGUUUUCGACACUGCCCCGACCGGCCACACGCUGCGCUUUUUGCAGUUCCCCGCCAUCCUCGAGAAGGCCUUGGGUAAGGUGCGCGAGCUGUCGACCCGAUUUGGGCCUAUGCUGAACACGAUUUUGGGUGCCCAGGGUAAGAGCAUUGACGAGAUUUUCGGCAAGCUUGACGAGACGCGCGACAUCAUUGCCGAGGUCAACCGGCAGUUCACCAAUCCCGAUCUGACCACCUUUAUUUGUGUGUGCAUUGCCGAAUUCUUAUCGCUGUACGAGACCGAGCGCAUGAUCCAGGAACUACUCACAUUUGGCAUCGAUACCAACACAAUUAUCGUCAACCAGUUGCUGUUCCCUAAACCCGGAAGCAACUGUGACCAGUGCAAUGCCCGUAAACGGCUCCAACAAAAGUAUCUCGAGCAAAUCCACGAGCUUUACGAGGACUACCACCUGGUGGAGCUACCUCAGCUCACCGAAGAAGUGCGCGGCGUCGAGGCUCUGGAGAAGUUCAGCCAAAUGCUUGUAAAACCCUACAAACCUUGA